Trichosurus vulpecula (common brushtail) is the source of this 1113-nucleotide messenger RNA. Its product is annotated as N-acylethanolamine-hydrolyzing acid amidase-like. The record is from RefSeq and is a predicted model, not a curated record. Gene Ontology annotation, biological process: fatty acid metabolic process. Gene Ontology annotation, molecular function: fatty acid amide hydrolase activity. The coding region runs from base 1 to 1113 and encodes 370 amino acids. Gene Ontology annotation, cellular component: lysosome. NCBI's taxonomy places the organism in Eukaryota, Metazoa, Chordata, Mammalia, Diprotodontia, Phalangeridae. The transcript is spliced from 10 exons.
AUGAGACCGUGGGACGCUGUUGCGGGCUGGGGGAGGCCUCUGGGGCUGCUGUUAGUGCCCCUGCUGCUGUGGGCUGGCACAGCAGCCGGGUCCGAGGCCACUCCAGCACAGAGCCGGGACGUGGUCCCGCAGCUCGUGAACGUGAACCUUGACGAUGAUCCUGAGCAACGCUGGAUGCCCGUUCUCCAGCGCUUCGACCUAGUCACCCUGAGGGAGGACGUGAAAAAUGCGGUCAAGGAACAAAUCCCGAGGUGGGUUUACGUUGUGAUUAAGGAGAUAAUCAAUGAUUUGGAUGGAUUGCUGCUUGAGCCCUAUACCCAUGAGAUUCGGGGAAUAUGCAAUGCACUAAACAUAAGUUUUGUAGAUGGCAUUCUCUUCAAUCUCGUCUAUGAAUCAAGUGUAUUCUGUACCAGUAUUGUAGCUCAAGAUACCAACGGCCGCAUUUACCAUGCCCGGAAUCUGGAUUAUGAGCCUGGAGAGGGCUUACGCAAUUUUACAGUGGAUGUCCAGUUCAUAAAAAAUGGGCAGAUUGCCUACACAGGAACAACAUUUGUUGGCUAUGUGGGCAUAUGGACUGGACAAAGUCCACAUAAGUUUACAAUUUCUGGCAAUCAACGAGACAAAGGUUUAUGGUGGGAGAAUGCAGUGGCUGCUCUUGUCAAAAGACAUCUUCCCAUCAGCUGGGUUUUCAGGAAUACCCUAGAAGAAGCCCAGAACUUUGAUGAUGCUGUUCGAAGACUGUCAGAGACACCCCUUAUUACAAAUGUUUAUUGUAUCAUUGGAGGCGUGUCUGACCGGGAGGGGUUAGUCAUCUCAAGGAACAGAGAUGGACCAGUGGACAUGUGGCUUCUUAAUCCGGAGAGAGAGUGGUUCCUAGUGCAGACUAACUGUGACCACUGGAUGCCAUGCCCUCCACGUGAUUACAGAAGAAUACCUGCCAUGAAGACUGUGAAUGAAACUGGACAGGCAAAUAUCAACUUGGAUAAACUUUAUGAGAUUUUGUCCAUAUGUCCAAUUCUGAAUCACAAAACAGUUUAUACAACAGUCAUGAGUGCAGCAGAGCCAGACAAGUACACAACUCGAAUCAGAAACCCAAAUGAAAAUUGUGAGUAA